Anas platyrhynchos (mallard) is the source of this 1786-nucleotide messenger RNA. The record is from RefSeq and is a predicted model, not a curated record. Lineage: Eukaryota; Metazoa; Chordata; Aves; Anseriformes; Anatidae.
AUGGCGGGGCCGGGCGCGGGGCUGAUGCGGGCGCUGCGCGGGGCUCGGGGCCGGAGGGCGGCGGUGGGCGCCCUGGCCCCGCCGCCGGGAGCGGGCAGCCUUCGGGCGCUGGCUGCGGGGCAAGUGGAGGGGACCCGGGGAGAGCGCAGCCCUCGGGGGGACGGGGGGUUCAGGGCAUGGCCGCGGGGCUGUUUGGCUGCUGUGAGGGCAGCGAGGCGGCUCGCUGUGUGUGAACACCACAUAAAGGGCCGAGCUGGCCGCGCUCCCUUGCCUGCUGUUGGUGCUAACAUCUCUGUCGCACCCCUUGGGUCCGAGUGCAGCCAGCCACAUGGGAACCCAUUUUGUGGCAGAAAGGCAGAAAGCACGCGGCUGGGCUGCCCGCUCCCCAAAAUCCUCACGCCUGAUGGCAGCCCCGCGUCUCUUUCAGCCUCGGUCGCCCAGUGGCAGGAGGAAGGCCGGGUCGCCGUCUGGCUGCACGUCCCCAUCCUCCAGAGCGGGCUGGCGGCGGUGGCCGCCUCGCAAGGCUUCGCCUUCCACCACGCCGAGUCGGGCUCGGCCACCCUAACGCGGUGGCUGGGCGAGGGGCCCAGCAGGCUGCCCGGGUACGCCACCCACCAGCUGGGAGUCGCAGGUGCUGUUUUAGAUGAAAACACUGGAAGGGUGUUGGUUGUACAAGACAGAAAUAAGACUGUAAAUGCAUGGAAAUUUCCAGGAGGUCUGGCUAAUCCAGGUGAAGACAUCGGAGACACAGCAGUUCGAGAGGUUUUCGAAGAGACUGGCAUCAAGUCAGAGUUCAAGUCCAUCUUAAGCAUAAGACAGCAACACCAGCACCCCGGAGCCUUUGGGAAGUCGGACAUGUACAUCAUCUGCCGCCUGGAGCCCUCCUCCUUCAACAUCAACUUCUGCCAGCAGGAGUGCCUGAGGUGCGAGUGGAUGGACCUCGAUGAGCUUGCCAGGACAAAGCACGCCACACCCAUCACCAGCAACGUGGCUAAGCUGUUGCUUUACGGAUACCGGGAGGGAUUCGAUAAGAUUGACAUAACCAUGAGAGAGUUUCCAGCUGUUUACACAGGCCGGUUCUACAAACUAUACCACAGGGAGCUGCCCGAGUCCUACAGAAACAUGACAUGAUAGCAACAGAUUUCACAUUUCGUUAUAUUAAUAAUUUAGAAUGUUUAUUUUAAGAGUUAUUUAGACCAUAUUAAAAUUAUUCAUGGACCAUUUGAUUUUAGGAUGAAAAAAUCGAUAUUUAUUCUCUAAUAAGCUAUAAAGACAUAAGUUAUUUUAAAAGGUAAAUAUUUCUGCACACGUGCAUCAAAUUAGUUUCCCUUUACUCUGUAAAGUGAAUGUAAGGUAAAUAAAAUAGCUCUAUAUAAAUCUCUAGCAGAAAACAGAAGUGUUAUUGAUCCUGAAAAUAUAUUUUCCAAGUAACAUUACCUCCACACACACUGGCACAAUAGGUUUAAAGAGCAGUAUAAAGACAGUACGAAACAUUCAUGUUUUAACCUUUCUGCAAAAGCAGCUAGUAUCAGCAAAUAAUUGCUUCUAUUUUUGCUAGCUUGGAGAGGAGCAGGAAACUCUACCUCAAAAUGUAGUGUGGCGUACGUUCAGAAUCUGCCAUGGAAAUCAGCUUUUAGCAGACAUUGGAAGAAAAAGGAUAGCUUUCUGUCCAGGUCCGGUUUUUGGUCCAGGCUUGUACUGUCCAGUUCUUUUCAGUGCCACAUACCAAUCUGAGUACUUCCGUGAUCGGUAAGUGUUAUAGUUAUUAGAUUCCAAGCGCUCAAAA